AUGCGUGGAGUGUUCCUGACCAAGUCGGUCUGGCACGUCGUCAACCGCGAGACGACGCCGACCUUCUCGGACCCUCGUUCCAUGGAAGACUACGUCCGGUCGAGCAACAUCUCGUUUGGACUGAUGUUGCUCCACAUGGACGCCGACUAUCAUCACGUGGUUGAUGAUUGUGAGGAAGCAUGGGUCACAUGGGCGCAUUUGAAGACGCUUUACGGUGGAUCGCAGAAGACUGGGCGCAUUUUUCUGACGCGCCAGCUCUUCAGUAUGGAGAUGAAGGAAGGCGGCAAUGAUGCAUCAUUGCAACGAGGUUCUCAACAUCGGCGCCAAGCUUACCAGCAUCGGCGCCAAGAUGGAGGACGAAGACGUGGCGAUUGUUUUUUUGCCGCUGAAUUACGAUCAAAAGACGUUGUGAGGGUGCUUACAAAUGAGCACAUCAAGAGGCAAGGCAAGAAGACGGCAUCGGUGAAAGUUGAAGAAGCGGCCAAGGCUUUCAUCACCGAGCGCGAGCCUCGCCAGUGUACGUACUGCGGAAAAUUGGGGCACACGGCAGAGCGGUGCUGGACCAAGCAGAAGGAUGAGAAUCAAAGUGCUCGACGCGGCGGACUAUCGACGGGCAAGAGCAUGCCUGGAAUGUGGGCGAUUGACAGUGGAGCAACGCACCAUGUAUGCAACAACAAGGCCAAGUUCACGACGCUGAAUGAGCAAGAUGAAGGUGAACUGUUGGUGGCUGACGGCAACAAGGCCGCAAUCAAGGGUGUGGGAAUUAUCAUCGAACGAGUGGUUUUGCCCAACGGCGAAGAGCGCGACAUCGAAAUCAAUGAUGCGUUGUUCGUGCCGAAGAUGAACAAGAAUCUGCUAUCAGUGAUCAACAAGUCGCACAAGAAAUCGAAGCAAGCGGUGGCAACGGCGGACCUCGUCGAUGGACUUUAUUGGCUUCACACGCCACAACGUUCGGCAAAUGCAACGACUUCGGCAAACAGUGUGAAUCUGCACGCACGUAUGGUUCAUGCUCCGGUUGAUGUGUUGCGCAAGAUGGUCAACAGCGCAAGGGAAAAUGGUCCAGAAACCGUUCCCGAGCAACCGAGCAAGCGCCGCUAUGACACGUUUGAGCUUCUCCACUUUGACAUUUGUGGUCCUAUGGAGCAAGAAACACUGGGUGGUAGCAAGUAUUUGCUCCUCAUCGUAGACGAAGCCAGCGGAUGCAUGAAAGGUUUUUGCCUAAGUACCAAGUCUGAGAGCGAAGAACAUCUCAAGACCUACAUCAAGAUGAUGCAGACGCAGUUCAACAAACAAGUCAAGUUCGUUCGUCACGAUGGAGCUCGAGAGUUUGCAACUAAUUCUCUCAAGGCGUUCUACCAAGACCAAGGUAUUGUACAGCAGACCACGGUCCCCAUGCUACAUCAUGCCAAGCUGAACAAGUGUUUCUGGGGUAAAGCGGCAAUGGCUGCGAUUUACAUCAAGAACCGCCUACCGUCACCCAAGAUCACGAGCAAGAGACCCUAUGAGAUCGUGCACAGGUCCAAACCCAGUGUGAAACACAUGCGUGUUUUUGAGUGCCGGACGUACGUUUUGACUCCUCAAGAAAAACGACUCAAGUGGGAUGUCAAGGCUCGUGCAGGUGUGUUCAUGGGAUACGAAAGGUAUCAAAAGCGUAUCGAGUUCACGACAUCGAGACAGGACAAGUGGUCAUCAGUCGCGAUGUCACCGUUGACGAGACGAUCGUUGGUAUUUCGACUAUGA
Peronospora belbahrii is the source of this 1740-nucleotide messenger RNA. NCBI's taxonomy places the organism in Eukaryota, Oomycota, Peronosporomycetes, Peronosporales, Peronosporaceae. The record is from the annotation of a GenBank genome assembly.